GCGGUCCCUGUUGUCUGCACACAUACACAGUACCAGUAUCAAUGGCUGAAGAAGAAGAAAGCGUUGUAGACAACUGGGAAGAUGCUGACACUGAAGAGUUAGAGCGUCGUAUGGAAGAGCGACAUAAACAGUUACAGCCCAUUAAAGUGGUGAAGAUCAAGGCACGACCUCCCACAGAGCAGACCCAAGCCCCCCCACCUAGCUCCACCUCUGAACCCCAGACUCAACUCCCCCUCAAGAUACAGGACUCAGAUCGGACGGAGUAUGUAGCACCAAUCAAGAUCUUAAAGCGUAAAUCUGAUGGGUCACCCCCCACUCACCCCACCUCGGCACACGCCCCCUCUACCAAGCAGUACAAGACACUUGCAGAGAGAGAGGCUGAGUAUGCUUCAGCUAGAGCACGGAUUUUAGGCUCUGAUUACCGAUCAGGGGAAUCGUCAACUAACAGUCCGCCUCAGGGCAGAGCCACCUCUGCUGGUAGUGCAGUCAAGACCAGCAACAAUGACGUAAUCAAUCGACAGCCGAAAGGUCCAAAUGGCUCUAAAGGAUUCACAAAAACUUCUUGAAAUUUCUAUGUACCCUUCCAAAUGAACAUUUUAUUGGAUAUUUUUUUUUAUUUGCUUUUAAUUCAUCUUUGUGGAGUAAUUACAAACUUAUAUGCAACGUUCUGUUUAUAGUAACCUACAUGUAUAAUAAUUAUUAUUAUUGUUGGAA
Molecule: messenger RNA, 714 nt
Organism: Halichondria panicea
Lineage: Eukaryota; Metazoa; Porifera; Demospongiae; Suberitida; Halichondriidae
Product: SUZ domain-containing protein 1-like
Exons: 7
Coding region: 42-566 (174 amino acids)
Source: RefSeq, a predicted model, not a curated record